AUGCCAACCGAGGUGAUUGACCUGCUAUCCUCGAGUCCGCUUGCCUCACCCCGUGCAUUCGCUGGCAUCUCUGCCCAUAAUUACGGUGAUCUUGAACAAUCAACGGCAUCAUCAGACAAGAAAGCCGGGAAGCUGCCAGACCGGAUUCCUGAUAGACCAGCUACCACUUUGAGGAAGACCGGUGGUACAGAGCGCUUCCGUCAAGAUGACGAUGCUCUCUUCUUAUCGGAUGAUCUCGACUCGCUCGGAGACGAAGACGACGGCAUCGUAGAGAAAACACGCGCUCCCGCCGCCGCAACCGGUAGUAAGGAGCGGGUUCACGGCUUCAAGAGGGCAAAAUCUGAUGUUAUGAGCUCCAAGGCCACCGGAUCUCUCCCGCGGACUGGCCUAAAGCGAUGGAGUUCGGUACUUGAUCCGAUCGAAACCAGCAGUUCUCCCAACAGACCUAUCGCCACCAAGCGCCAGAAAACCACCACGAAUAAUGACGUGGCGGAUCCGUUUAAUAGCCCACCAAAAAGGACUACACAUACCAAGUCCUGCCGGGUCAAUUUGUCAAGCGACCCGUUCAAAAGCUCGCCGGAACGAGACGCUGAUAGCCAUAGACCAUCUGCAGUCUCUCGGCCACGUGAACCAAUAUCCGAUGACCCAUUCCAGUCUCCGGUCGAACCGUCCGGGGAUGCGAAGACCAAGUCAUCGGUGUUGAUAAUCCUCUCCGAUGACAUAGUCGAAGACUCGCCGGGGGGGCACCUGGCAACGAAGUCGAGACGGGACGGAGCCUGGGAUCCGAUAUCGAGCUCGAUGCCGGAGAGGAGCGGCCGCAAUAAGGCAGUCUCGCUCGCGGGCUCCGACGCCGACUCCGAGGACCUGCCGGACUUGUGCGACAUCGACUUCUCCCAGAUUAAGCCCAGGCGGCGCUCCCUCAGCCUGUCGUUCUCACCGCCCCGGAGGAAGGCUGAGGCGGCGAGGAGCACAACAACAGCCAGGAAGCCGCCGCCGGCGGAGCCCAGGACGGCCCAGGAGAAGGAGGCCGAGAGGCGCAAGAAGGCGGCGGCGCGGGAGGCGGACAAGGAGCGCAAGCGGGUAGAGAAGGAGCAGGCGAAGGCGCAGCGGGCGGCCGAGCACGAGCGCGAGAAGGCGCUGGCGGAGGUGAACAAGCUGCGGACGGACAAGAAGGUGUCGGCGACGGAGAUGAUCGCGGACCUGCCGACGAGCCUGGGCGCGGGGCUGCGCGCGCAGAUCGAGAAGCUGCUGGGCGACCUCGGCGUGCAGUGCGCGGCGUGGGACAGCCCCGUGGCCAACGUGAUCAAGUGGCGGCGCAAGGUGGCGUCGGCGUACAACGAGGCGCUGGGCCACUGGGAGCCGGCGCCGGCGCACGUGCGUGACGACGAGGAGCACGUCCUGGUGGUCGUGGCGGCCGACGAGUUCGUCGAGCUCGUCCUCGGGCCCGCGGGCCGCGACCUCGACGCCCACGUGUGCCGCGUGAAGGCCGGGUCCCCGGGCCGCACGCCCAUCUACCUCAUCGAGGGCCUCGGGCCGUGGAUGCGCAAGAACAAGAACCUCCUCAACCGGCAGUUCGCGUCGGCGGUGCGGGGCCUCGACGACGCUCCCCCCUCCUCCUCCUCCGCGCCGCAGCAGCAGCAGCCCUCCUCCCGCCGCCGCAGAGGCGCCCGCGCCCCGCCGCAGCAGCACUACGUCGACGAGGACAUGAUUGAGGACGCGCUGCUUGCGCUGCAGGUCGAGCACGGCGCGCUGAUCCAUCACACGGCGGCGGGUGCGGACACGGCGUCGUGGGUGGCGUCGUUCACGCAGCACGUCAGCACGGUGCCGUACCGGCGGGCGCGCGAGGCGGCCGGGCGAGACGCCGGCUUCUGCAUGGCCGCGGGGCAGGUGCGCGGCGGCGCCGACGCGCGCGACACGUACGUCCGCGCGUUGGGCGAGAUCGCGCGCGUCGCCGCGCCCGCCGCCCACGGCGUCGCCGCCGCCUACCCCUCCCUGCCCCAGCUCGUGCGCGGCCUCGAGGCCCGUGGCCCCCUCGCCCUCGAGGCCUGCCGCCGCGCCGCCGGGCCCGGCGCCGCUGCCGGCUUCACGGACCGCACGCUCGGCCCCGCCCUGAGCCGCCGGCUGUAUAAGAUCUUUACGGGAACCGAUCCGGCCAGUCUGGACGUGUGAGGGAGACGCGGGGAAGGCGAGAUACAAUAGCGAGCAAAGGGGGCUUGGGUAUGCAUGUGUUUGAGGUGUACAUAGGUAUGAUACAGUCGCUUGGUCUCUGGAUGUGUGAUAUGCUAUGAUGCCUUCUGCGCUCGCUACCUGCGUCUACAAGUGGUCGAGAUAUCGAAAUCUCGGCAACGGUAAAAUAUCACCGUAGCCUUUGGCCUGCGACCCUUCUGGGCGAUGAGGACAAUACCUGAUAGCACGCCAAACAUGUACCUACAUAGAAUAGAUGUUUACUCUCGAUCCCGCUACCUGUUACUAAUAAGCUAACCUUUAGUUUGUAUCAACAUUGUGUUGUCGUAUUGUUGUCGCGCACGAAGGUCAAAGUCGAGACGUGAUGGAAAAGUGCGCGAUGCGCGGGGUAUUCAUGAUGAACCAGCUAGUGGGGUUUGUUGGCUCGGCGGUAAGGC
This is a messenger RNA of Durotheca rogersii, 2621 nucleotides long. Its product is annotated as ERCC4 domain-containing protein. NCBI's taxonomy places the organism in Eukaryota, Fungi, Ascomycota, Sordariomycetes, Xylariales, Xylariaceae. The record is from RefSeq and is a predicted model, not a curated record. The transcript has a single exon. Gene Ontology annotation, cellular component: Holliday junction resolvase complex; nucleus. Bases 1 to 2169 code for a protein of 722 amino acids. Gene Ontology annotation, biological process: resolution of meiotic recombination intermediates; double-strand break repair; replication fork processing. Gene Ontology annotation, molecular function: DNA binding; nuclease activity.